AUGAAAUACGAUAUACUGCUCAAAGGUGGGACCGUUAUUGACCCCACGCAGAAAUUGCAUGACCGGCGCGACGUUGCAAUUAUUGACGGAAAAAUUGCAGCAAUUGAGGAUGAUAUUUCUGCAAGAGAGGCGACGCAAACGGUUUUCGUUGAGGAAAAGUAUGUAACUCCCGGCUUAGUGGACAUCCACGCCCAUGUCUACGCAGGCGUCACGACAUGGGGGGUUAAAGCGGAUCCGGUCUGCACAACGACGGGCGUCACGACAAUCGUUGAUGCCGGUAGCCCAAGUUGGGCAACAUUCCCCGGCUUUCGGGAGUAUAUUGCACAGCCGGCGCAAACCCAUAUUUUAACCUAUGUCCAUAUCUCUGGCAUCGGUCUCGUUUAUGGGCCGGUUGGUGAGAUGCACGAACUUGAAUACGCCCAUCCAGAGAAGGUCGCUGACACGCUCAUGGAGAAUCGUGACAUCACCGUUGGCGUUAAAGUGCGUCAGGGCAAAUCCCAAGUCGGUGAUAAUGGCGUUGAACCGUUGAAGCUGGCAAUCAAAGCUGCCGAACUUGCCGACACACAAUCCGUCAUGGUGCAUAUCGGGACUGGCGUUCCGCUUCCCGAUGUUCUAAAACUGAUGCGCCCCGGCGAUGUCGUCACCCCACUGCUUCCAAGGGAACGGUGA
This is a messenger RNA of Geodia barretti, 669 nucleotides long. The record is from the annotation of a GenBank genome assembly. Lineage: Eukaryota; Metazoa; Porifera; Demospongiae; Tetractinellida; Geodiidae.